Molecule: messenger RNA, 762 nt
Organism: Rotaria sordida
Lineage: Eukaryota; Metazoa; Rotifera; Eurotatoria; Philodinida; Philodinidae
Source: the annotation of a GenBank genome assembly
AUGUUGAAAUUUUAUUCUAUUUUUUUAGGAAGAGGUGCAAAUGGUAUGGUUUAUCAAAUUGAAUAUCAAAAUAUUCAAUAUGCCAUGAAAAUUUCAAAUAAAAAGUCAACAAAAGAAUAUGAAAUAGCUGAAAAAAUGAAAAAUUACAUAAAUGAACAUUCACUAUUAGAUGUUAAAAUAAUGAACAUGUUUAAUAUACAAGAUUUUAUUCUAUCAAGACCAGUUGGAAAAUUAAUGGACGAAAAUCAGUUAUGUCAAAAGAAAUAUAUUACUCAAAUAUUCAAGCAAUUAGCAAUUGGUCAUAAACUUGGACUUGUUCAUCGAGAUAUUCGAACAUAUAAUUUAAUAUUAUUUAAUCAUGAAGAUGUUUAUUUAAUCGAUUGGGAUUCAUCAACAUAUAAUGGUUUUAAUGGUGAAUAUGAAGGAUCAUUUCUGACAGCAUCAACAUCUGUACUGGCUGAGUAUGAAUGGACACGUGGUAAACAAGUUUCGGCUUAUUUUGCUGAUGAUUGUUUAUCGAUCAUUUAUAUGUUAUUAUUAUCUAAUUGUACAAAAGAAGAAAAAGUUAAAUUAAAAGAACGUGCCCGUGAUGGUUCUGCUGGCAGAUUAAUCAUAGCACGUGAAGAAGUUUUACAACGUUAUCCAAAAGAAGCUAUAGAUUGUCUUUAUGAAAUUGAACAGAAACGUGCUAGUUUAAUAAAUAUAGAUGAUUUACAUAAUCAGUGUCAACAAAUAAUUAACAAAUGCAUAAACUUGACUUAG